Molecule: messenger RNA, 682 nt
Organism: Truncatella angustata
Lineage: Eukaryota; Fungi; Ascomycota; Sordariomycetes; Amphisphaeriales; Sporocadaceae
Product: EthD domain-containing protein
Exons: 1
Coding region: 246-644 (132 amino acids)
Molecular function (GO): oxidoreductase activity
Source: RefSeq, a predicted model, not a curated record
GCCCCUUCUAAAAAUUGAUCCUUCGGUGGUCACUUGUCCUUAAAUUUGCAAAAUAAUACAUUCGGUCCCCGAAUCUGUUCGGUCCGUACCUAAUCUGACAUGCCGAACAGCUCGAUCUAGGCGCUCAAACAAUUUAUAAACAACACUGCACCUGAACUUAAUUAAAUGUAACCAUACCAUCUUCGCAACGCAUAUCACCAUAGCUUCGAAACCCACUCACCAGCCCUACACUAGUCCUGCCCAACAUGCCGAGCGAGCCACAAUACACAAUGCUCCUCUUUUUCAAGCGGAACCCAAACCUUACUCCCGCUGAGUUUAGGGAGUACUAUGAGGCCAAUCACGCGCCGAUGGUUUUGGAGAUCGCCAAAACUGCGAAGGGGCUGGUGUGUUACACGCGACGAUACAUCCAGCACGACGCAUCGGAUCCGUCCCAUGGCCAUCCAUUCACCGUCUUUGGACAACCAGCCCCAACAGUACCAUACGACAUCGUCAAUGAGGUGACAUUUCAGACCAGGGAGGAUGCUGCCGACUUCUCUAGAAUGAUGUACGAGACAGAACAUGCAACAAAGGUGCUAGAAGACGAGAACAAGCUCUUUAUUAGAGACCAGAUGAGGGGUAUGAUCGUCGAAACUCUUGUCUCUUGAUCAAUGGAGCACGAGCUGGAGUAUAUGCUCGUACGCAG